Molecule: messenger RNA, 372 nt
Organism: Vicia faba (fava bean)
Lineage: Eukaryota; Viridiplantae; Streptophyta; Magnoliopsida; Fabales; Fabaceae
Source: the annotation of a GenBank genome assembly
AUGUUUGUUGCUCUCACUUCACCUUCAUCCUCAUUUCCUUUCAUUUUGGAUGCCAUUAUGGGACAACGGAAGGAAUUAGAGAGUGUUACCAAUCGGAUAACUCUGGUGGCUCUUCAGAGCAACGAAUAUGAUGAGAAAUCUAGAGAGAAAUCUUCAGAACACCAGGAAGUUGUUGCAUCGUAUGGAUCCAUUGCGAAUUAUAACGCGAAAAUGCCGAUAAGCGUUGUGGACUGUCGAUUGAUGAAGGAUGCAAAUUCUUACUACUAUAUGUUGACGAUUGAAGAUGACUAUAGUUGUGGAGGGUUUUGUUGCACUGAUGUGUUGAAGUGGCGUGAAGAAAGAGAGCACAGAGAAGGUGUUAAAGAACAAUGA